Messenger RNA from Colletes gigas, 4323 nucleotides. RefSeq names its product dnaJ homolog subfamily C member 16 (gene l(3)80Fg). The transcript is spliced from 12 exons. Lineage: Eukaryota; Metazoa; Arthropoda; Insecta; Hymenoptera; Colletidae. Bases 188 to 2635 code for a protein of 815 amino acids. The record is from RefSeq and is a predicted model, not a curated record.
UAUCCAGAAACAUCACUAUAAAACUGCAAUGACAAAGCUUUCGGCGUAAAAAUAAACCAAAAUAUUCGUGCUGAACAUGUUUAUAAAACGUUCGAAGGAGAAAAAGGGAUAGUUUUAGUCGAUGCUGACUCGACGUUAAAGUAUAAUUCCAUAAAUAUACAUGCACGUUUAAACUGCGUCACAAAUAAUGUUAUCGAUUAAUUUUUUAAGAACCUCCGAGUCAGUAAGCAAACGAUCGAAUAGCGUUAACAAAAGUGUGGAUAAUAUAGAAUUAUUAAUGAGGUUCUCAUUUUUUAUUGUGAUUUUUAUCAUAACAACGCAUUUACUGUCGUCGGCCAGCGGAAUCGAGAUAUUGGGAAACCCGUAUAAAAUACUAGGUGUCCACAAACGUGCGACCUUACAAGAAAUUCGAAAGGCAUAUAAAAAUCUUGUCAAAGAAUGGCAUCCUGAUAAAACCGAUCAUCCCGGCGCGGAAAAUAAAUUUGUAGAAAUUACCAAAGCAUACGAGAUAUUAACCGACCCGGAGAGAAGGCAAAAAUUUGAUAAUCAUGGCAUCACGGAGGAAAGUAUUCCUAGGCAACGAAGGGAUAGCAGUCGCUUUAACGUCCUCGAUCCAUUGGAAGAAUUGUUCGGCGGAAACUUCAAGUUUCAUUACCAAACUCGAGAUAUUUCUCUCUUCUAUAAGAUGAGCAUCACUUAUAGAUCGUUUGAAAAUGUAAUAAUACCAAAAACUUAUCGCACGCCUUAUUUAAUAUUGUUUUAUUCGGACUGGUGUUUUGCGUGUUUGCAAGUAGAACCAACGUGGCGACGCUUGGUCGACGAAUUAGAGCCGUUGGGUCUCGGUUUAGCAACCGCGCACGCUGAAAAAGAAACUGCUUUGGCAAGAAGACUGGGUAUUCAUUCUCUACCAUGUCUUGUCGUUAGCAUAGAUGGUCGUACUAGUGUCUAUAAGGAGUCUCUUUUCAGUAUUCAAAAAAUCGUUGACUUUUUGCGAAGCAAGUUUCCAUACAAAUUGAUACCUAAUAUAAAUAAAAAUAACGUAGACAAUUUUCUCUCAGGAUGGAUAGAUAAUCGAAUUCGAGCUUUAAUAUUUGAUAGGAAAGAAUCUAUACGAUUACGUUAUUUAUUUAUUGCGUUUUAUUAUAGAGAUCGUGUUGCAUUUGGUUUUGUCCAGACUGAGAAACCGGAAACGGAAUCUAUCGUAACAAAGUAUAAAAUCUCCGUGGACUUGGACACGUUGUUAUUGUUUAACGAAAAUUCUGAGAAACCUAUGGCGUCCGUUAGCAUGAAAGAUAUAUCCAGCGAUACGAUGCACAAUGUUAUUUCGAAUAAUAAAUUCCUUGCUCUGCCAAGACUUUCGAACCAGGCAAUGUUGGAUUCCGUUUGCCCGCCCGAAUGGCUAAGACCUCAGAAACGGUUAUGCGCGGUGUUGAUAUCGCAACAAAACAAUCCUCUCCAUGACUUGGCCAGACAUAAAUUUAGACAAGCAGCUUUGGAGUCUUCUUACGGCACCGAACGAGUCAGGUAUACGUAUGUAUUCAAAGACACACAACCGGAAUUUGUGUCAGCGUUGUCAACGGGAGAGGGCAGCCCCUUGGAACCUUUGUUACAUAUUGUUAUCAUUUGGAGAAGGGAUGCAAAUCAUCUGAAAUACGAAUGGUUACCUACUGGUUGGAUCGAGGCUGCCCAGGACGAAGGUCAGUGGAACGAAACGCGUCACAACUUGGAACAAACUAUACAAAGAUUAUUGCGAGCUUCGGAAGCUUUGCCAUACGCUGCGGUUGUAGGAGAGUUAGCGGACGAACAUGCACAGGGUACUGUAGACAAACUUAUUGGCAAGGCAUUGUUAGCUGUAGAUUAUAUAUCGGAUAGUCUUACUAAAGAGCAAAUUUUACCCUUAGUAUCGGUAAUUGCUACUUUAAUGUUAAUUGGUGCUGCAGGAUAUGGAAUGUCGUAUCUGGUAAAAUUAGAGGAAGCAAGUGUUCAAGCCGAACGUGCUCAAUGCAAGGAUAAUGGUAAAUCGUUGUCGUCGCAGCCACAAUUACGAUUACACGAACUACGCGCAGAGAAUUACAACGGCUUGGUACGACUAUUAAAACCAGGCUGUAGAACCAUUAUAUUAUUAGUUGAUGCUCAAAGUAGACUAAAAUUAUUACCGGCUUUCCAUAAAGCUGUGUGGCCUUAUAGGAAAAAUAAGACCCUUAUGUUUGGACUCAUGUCUCUCGAGAGAGGGCUAGAUUGGUAUAAGAAACUAUUAUCCCUCACCCUGUCGGAACAAAAAGAAUUAAAUAUAAAUGCCAAAAAUUGUGUUGGCACUGUACUGUCUUUAAACGGACACCGCAAAUAUUUUUGUAUGUAUCACGCCAAACAUCCAGAAUGUAGUAAAGGCAAAGGUUCUAAGCGAAUGGAACGAAUGACGAAGCAGCUAACUCGAAGAGCGGACGAUGCAGAAGUAGGUGCAUUUAUUGGUUUCGACAGUUCAAACGAAUCUGAUCUUUCCGAAGACGAGAGCGGGCACAAUAUUUUGUAUCAGGAUAAUCUUUUAGACGGUUUACCGAUGUGGUUGGAUAGAUUAUUUGAAGGUUUAACGCAUCGUUAUUAUGUAAAUUAUUGGCCCGAGUUCACUGCCAAAUAAUUGAAAACCGUUUACGCAUUACGAUAAUGUGUAUACAUUUUGCAAUAGAGAAAUGGAUCCAACUAGUCAACAUAUAUUAUUUAGAAAUCCUACAAUUUAAGAGAUACAUCUUUUACCUUUUGUUGCAAAGUCAAGACAUAUUCAUUGUAUAUGAGGCAUUAUUUAUAAAUUCACUCGCGAUCUUUUGCAUACAUAGAUUUAUAGAUGUUCCAUGAAUUUACAAUCGAAGAUUUCGUAUAAACGUAAUCGUAGCCGAUGAACUUCUUCUAGAUUUAAACAUUGUAUUAUUUUCCUUCGUUUCUAUGCGUAAUGAUAAUCUUCGGAAUUUUCAAAUAUUACCUUAAAUAAUUCUAGUCAAUGCCAUUAAAGACAUAACAGUAUUUAUAUUCAGGGCCGGCUUUUCGGGAAAGAGACAUUUUUCAAAUUGAUCUAAACACGAUUAUCGUACCCGUUUCAUCCAGGUUAAAAAAUAGACUGAAUUUAGAAAUAAAGAUCCAAGAGAAGAACUAGAAUCCUAAUCAAAUGUACUUCGAGCCAAGAUGGCGUAUCAUUUAACUUUGCUCGAUGAUUCGUUCAACGAGAGGGGCCGGGCUUUCUAAUUUAAAAACAAGGAAAGUCAAUUUUUAUAAAGACUGUGCCUAUGCAUGAUGUAAUCCGUGUUUAUUCUAUUACAUUGCUUUAAAUUCGAAAACUCGGGUUUCGUUUGCAAUUUCUACCGGAAGUUAUAAAAGGGGGCACCUAAAUUGGAAGUUGUUUCGAAGCGCUAAUAAAUUUAGCGCCGGCUCUGUUUAUAUUACAUGUUUAAAUAUUAGCCACUGUGUAUUUAUAUAAUGUCAAAUAUUCCCUUUAUUUUCAUUUCUUUUGAUAUAAUCUAUGGUAUAUUAUUACUUUUAUAGCAUUGUGUAACAAGAAUCUUAUCUUUCCAUUACAUACGAAGUUUGAUAAGAACUGUACCCGACUGUACAUCGUAAACUUUUCUUUUUUUAUAUGAUUUAAAAUAUCUUUUAGAAAUACUCCUUUCUAUACAGUAGAAUAUUCGAACAAAAUUUUUAGCCAAUUACCUGAUUUCACUACUAUUACCACUUCUGAUCGACUUAUGUUCUAACGCUUUUUUCCCUUUAUUGCAAUUUUGUCAGUCGUGAAAUUCUUUUUAAUAGGAAAUUUACAAAAAGAUUAGCAUAGUCAACGUAGCAUUUUGUUAUCAAACUUGGGUGUAUAUUACGUUAAAAUUUAAGACCACAUUUUUAACUCCCGUUGAUAGAUAUUUAUAUCGUCUUACACAUUUUUUUAACAUUGCAUUUUCAUUCAUCUUGGAGACCGGCAACAAACGUAUUUGUACAUCUAUCGAUUCGUUAACGCGUUCUAAACGAGAAUUCAUAAUUAACAAUAAUAAAAAAAUAAUAAUAAUAAUAAAAAAAAAUAAUAAUAAUAAUAUUGCUUUAUACAGCUCGUACGCAGAUUAAAAGUAAUAAAUACUUUAUAGUUGAUCGGAAGAGAAUAAUUAAUAUUCUCAUAUAGAACAAUACUUUAAUACGUAUUAAAUAAUCUAAAAACCAGUUCCAUUUUCUGCUAUAUUUAAGUAAUGUAUAUCUUUAGAUUAUAUUUUGUACAAUUACAAUGAUCUAUUUCAAUAUCAAGUCAUCGCGUGAAUAAUAUCGCUUACAUAAUUCAGUUAAGAAGUUAAGAGG